AUGAUGUCCGUUGAAAGUUCACCUGUAAAUACACCAUCUUUAAAUUGGGCUGAUAUUGAAGUGGAAGAUAAUCCAUAUAUUUAUGAACAAGACGACGAUGCCUUUGUUCCAACUUCAUCGACCACCACUUCAAGCUCUGGCUCUUCUAGCAAAUCAUCCAACAACAACUCAAAGAAAAAGAACAAGAACAAAUCGAAAUCAAAGUCUGACAAGUCAGCUGCCAAGAAACAACAGAAACCACAGUCACCUUCAAAGCAAUCGCCACCAACUCAACCACAAUCCACUGACAAAUCAUUGCCAUCGCCAUUCUCUGGAAAAUCAUUACCACAACAAUCGAAACCAGCCGACUCCAAACCAACCACCACUUCAACUACUUCAACAACUUCCACAUCCAAACCACAAUCGCCUGCUUCUUCUUCAAAACAAACAAAAUCGACAUCUUCCACUUCAUCUUCAACCUCAAAAGGUCCAAAGUGCGAAAUUUUAUUUACAGAGAUCACCUUGACUGAGGUGGAAGGUGGUGAGCAACAGUUGGUAGAUCAACAAAAGGAGGAGAUUGAAAUGUUUUUCGCAAUUUUUGGUCCAAUUGAAUCAAUUGAAUCAAACUGGUCUGAGAGAAGCGCUCUUGUUGUCUACCAGCACCCAGCCGACGCUAAGAAUGCUUUGACCCAAUUUAAAUCGGUAUCGAAACUCGAAGACCAUUUGUCUGCAUUGCAAGCACGUCGUCCCAAACUUCUUAUCAAUUUGAAGAAUAUUUGGAAUAUUAAGGCAGUCGCCAAGACCCCAGCAGCAUCAUCGAGCUCCGCUGCCACCACCAAAACAAAGCCAAGCGCCACAGCACCUUCCACCACCAAAACACCAGCAUACCCACCACCACCAGCACCAGCCAGACACCACCUUUUCAGCAACGGACAUCACCACCAACGCUCACCACGCGGUGAAUGGAGACCUGCUGGAUUCUCAAGGAGUCAGCAACAACAACAACAACAAUCUCAACAAACUCAAUCAGCCUGGUGA
Molecule: messenger RNA, 1017 nt
Organism: Heterostelium album PN500
Lineage: Eukaryota; Evosea; Eumycetozoa; Acytosteliales; Acytosteliaceae
Product: RNA recognition motif domain-containing protein
Exons: 2
Coding region: 1-1017 (338 amino acids)
Molecular function (GO): nucleic acid binding
Source: RefSeq, a predicted model, not a curated record